AAAUAUUUAAAUAAAAACAAGCUAAACAAUGAUGCAUCUUUUGAUGCACACACUUUGAAUGACAUCUCGAUUAGAAGAACAAUGCAAUGUCAAUAGAACUUCAACGAAUACGUAUUUACGAACACCGUUAUGUAUGAAGAAAUAAAAAAAGCGACGACAGUAAUAAUAAACGUAGAUAAAAUAAUACCGUAAAAUGCGUAAAUUUUAAACGCGCAUAAACAUAUUUGUAGGUUACAGAUCACACAAUCAACAGAGGGAAAAAGAGUGAGACACUAUCGUUUCAGGGAAAAAUGAAGAAAUUGAGUCACGUGUUUCAGGCGCCAAUGAGAAGUUAGGUACGACGGCCGCCAUGACGCGUAUCGCAUUGCUUCGAACCAAUCGCAUUAUUCUAGACUCUUAUACAUGUAUAUGGUGUUCGCGUUUCGAGGAUCAGCAGUGGCAUUUCAUGGAAUCUAAGGAGAAAACGGUAAGUGUCGACGAAAAAGUCGGGAUCAAACGUAACGUAAGUUGUCAUUGCGCGGCGCGAGGAUGGCGAUGCAACGCGCAUUCGCGAAAUAAAGGUAAAUUUUGCAUCGUCUGCUUGGAGUGCACCGCGCAGGCUCGCUCAAGAUGGCCGCCCUCCUCGAUGCUGGCGCGUUCUUUCCUUCUCCCUCAUGUGUACGUUCAUAUUAUUACGCUCGUGUGUCCUGACGAGUGGGCAAAGAAAGCGGGUGGGCACGCAGACAGGCAGGCUGAGAGGCAGGAAACAAGACAGAAAGAAAGAAGGAAAGGAAGGAUAUAGGAAAGAAAGGAAGCGCGUAGUGGCGCGUGUAAAGCGACAGUGGAGGUGGCGACGACGACGGCAGCUACGGAGGCAGCAGCAGCGGAGACAGACUCGCAACCGAUCGAUACGUCCGUCGACGACGCUGCCGCCGCCGCUGCCACCGCCACCGCCACCGCCGCCGUCGAAACUAGCCAUGGUGUCCAUGGCGGUCGUCGUGCGCGUUGUUGUGGCGCGGAGCGACGAAGAAGGCGCGAGUAAUAGCGAGGACGAAAGGUGGUGGUGAGGAGAGGAGGGUCUUUGAGAUUUUCGCGCGCGCGGCCGAGUUAGGCUUCUCCCGGAUCCGGCGCGUCCGGCGGCCCUUUCUCAGAGAGAAAAGAAACUCGUCGUCGUAGUUCGCCUUUGAAGUCUGUCACGGAACGCGCAGUGCACGAGUCGCGUAACGACCGACGAAAAGGACAACGUUGACGGAGACAGACGGAGACGACGACGACGACGACGUAGACGACGACGAUGACCGUCUCGAAUCGCUCGCGUGGGGCGUGGUGGUGGUGGUGGUGGUGGUGUUGAGAGAGAGAGCGUGUGCGGUUAUAGCCCGCGACGGCGGUCUCCCCGCAGACGCGAAGCGCCCUGAGCCCUCUCCCUGUGUAACACCGGGUGACCACUCACGGGACACACAAGGAUAAGGUGAUGUAAAAGAAUAUCUCAGGAUCUACAAUUACAUUUGUUGGGCCAUUGCAAUAUAUAAAAAAGUCAAAACGGGUGACGAAGACAAAAAGAUGGUGUCUCUGCCUAAUGCAGAGUCCGGCACAAUGGACAGAAUUUCUGAUGAUGAUGAUGAUGAACCCAGUAGUGGGUCUGAAACAUAUGAGGAUGGAGAUCUUUUGACAGCAGCCAUGGACGAUGAUGUGACAGCCCAGCUAGCUGCAGCAGGUUGGCAAAUCAAACACGCUAAUGGUCCUGUUGGUGUAGCUGCAGCAGCUGCUAUUGUUUCUGCAAAGAAGAGAAAACGACCUCAUAGUUUUGAAACUAACCCCAGUAUAAGAAAAAGACAACAAAACAGGCUUCUACGAAAACUUAGACAAACAAUAGAUGAAUUUGCCACACGAGUAGGACAACAAGCUGUAGUAUUAGUAGCUACUCCAGGCAAGCCAAAUAGUAGCUACAAAGUUUUUGGGGCUAAACCAUUAGAAGAUGUAGUAAAAAAUUUAAGAAAUGUUAUAAUGGAUGAACUUGAAAGUGCAUUAGCACAGCAAGCCCCACCUCCUGUUCAGGAUGACCCAUCCUUAUAUGAAUUACCACCACUUAUAAUAGAUGGAAUACCUACACCUGUAGAAAAAAUGACUCAAGCUCAACUCAGGGCAUUUAUACCAUUAAUGUUAAAGUAUUCUACAGGUAGAGGUAAACCUGGUUGGGGAAGGGAUAGUACACGACCUCCUUGGUGGCCAAAAGAGUUACCUUGGGCAAAUGUUCGUAUGGAUGCACGUUCCGAGGAUGAAAAACAAAAGAUUUCUUGGACACAUGCUUUAAGACAAAUAGUAAUAAAUUGCUAUAAAUUUCAUGGAAGAGAAGAUCUUCUACCAGCAUUCAGUGAAGAAGACGAUAAAUCUACUGUAUUAUUACAACAGUCAACUCCUCAUUCCUCGUCUCAUCCUUCACAUUCGUCUAGCCAGGGUCAAAGUGGACAGUCACAACAACAACAACAGACGGUGGGAGUUGUUCGUCUCAGCAGCACGGAUUCAUCUAAGGGAAACUCUUCGCCAGCACAAAUCAUUGCAACAUCUCCCACAGCUCUUGCCACUGCCACUCAGAUGACGGCACAGUAUCCAACUGCAGUGUUACAGACAAUAACGAAUCCUGAUGGUACAGUGUCCAUAAUUCAAGUAGAUCCGAGUAAUCCUAUCAUUACAUUACCGGAUGGUACAACAGCUCAAGUUCAAGGUGUAGCUACUAUCCACACAAGCCAAGGAGAAGUUCAAGCACUCGCAGAAGUAGCAGGUGGUGCGGAGGGUACUAGCGUUGCUGUUGAUCUAAACAGUGUAACUGAGGCAACAUUAGGUCAAGAUGGACAAAUCAUCCUUACAGGCGAAGAUGGUCACGGAUAUCCAGUAUCUGUGUCAGGAGUAAUCACUGUACCAGUGUCUGCAAGUAUGUAUCAAACUAUGGUGGCCAAUAUUCAAAGUGAUGGUACUAUGCAAGUCGUAACACCGAUGGUUCAAGUACCUAAAGUUGAACCUGGAAAUGGAGAAACCAGUAUUGAAGCUGUCACAAUUCAAGGUCAUCCUAUGACAAUGAUAAAUGCAGCAGGAGAACAUCAAGUUCUUCAAGUGAUAUCGUUAAAAGACGCUAAUGUUCUUACCAAAGCUAUGCAAGCAGACGUAGUGAAAGAUGAAGAUAGUCAACCACAACAAACCGUGUCUAGUCCAGAAUAAGCAACAUUGUGCAUAAUUAAUAGACAAGCUCUAUUAAAUCCAUUAAAAUAAAUUGGCGUGUAAUGAGAGUGUAAGAAAAAGAAGUGAAAGAAUUGUAAGGAUUUGUAUUUGAAAUAUUAAGGCAGACAAUUGUGUCUUGAAUUCUUGUGCAGUGCAGAUUCGCUAACUGCUCUUCUAAAUAAUGAGUGUGUUUGAGUGUGUAAAUGACAGGUGCGUUAAUCAAUGAAUUAAGAGUUUGUAUUCAAAAUUUAUUAUAGACCUAUACAAUAUUUACCUGUAAUUCUAUUUCUCCAAAGUAGUACGACUUUUUGAAAGUACUACUAUUUAAAGAAUAACUGUAUCUUCAAAAAUUUUAUUAAUUGCUCCUUAGGAGAGAUCUUUGUUAUAUGGAAAAUGCAAUACACAUUUUCCAAUAAUAAGUACGAUAACAAUAUAUUUUCAUCUAGUCCUAGAAUUGGUUAGAACUGGCUAAACUCUUAUGGAUAUUCCAAAGAGUUAUAUGUUUUAUGUUAAAUUAAUUUAAUAAGUAGAAAACUAUUUAUGAAAAGCACAUAUAUGAGUUUUUAACAUUAAGAUAAUAUUUUGAUGUUAAACUCAUCAUCAGUGUUAUAAUCUAUUUAAAAAAAAAAAAUGGAGCUUUUAAUAUAUUGAUAAAAUUACAUUUUUUUAUUUAUUUUUGGGCAUAUUGGAAAACAAUAUUUCAUAAAUGAUAAUUUCAAAAUCGUGUGAAAACAUAGUAUAUUGCAAAUUAAAAAAAAAAUUAACAAUCUGAUUUAGUGUAAAAAUAUAUAUUCUGAAUCAGAUUCAAAAUAUUUGGCUAUAGCCAAAAGACAUGUAACAUAUUUUUAUGACGAAAGAAUGAACCAAAUUUGUGCUUGGUUGUAGAGAUAUAUAUGUAUAGAUAUACACACAUACAUACACACAGGAUCACAUUAUAGCAGUAAAAAAAAUUAAGCAUUUCUGACGGGUACAAAUAGGAUAAGAUAUUUUUUUUCUCAAGAAGUUAAAUAUUUGCAUUUAACAUCCAAUAUACUUGAUUUAGGUGUGAUUGUAUACUUUAAUAUUUAAUAUUGAGUUUAACUUUUGGUCUUUUUUAAUUUUUUAAGGUUUUAUUAUUUUUACAUAAUAAAAAAACAUAACAUGAAAUUGUUACGAAAGUAUAAUGUUAUAUUUAUGUUUUUAGAUUAAGAACUGAUAUAUAACAAAUGCAAACUUUAUCUGGCGAUUGUGCUAAUAUUUUUUUCAGUAUAUUUAAGAAAUCAGUACUAGAUACACGAUUUUAAACGGAGUACCUUACAUAAAAAUUAGAAAAUACAUUGCUCUUACUGCAUUUUGAAGUAAUCAAAACAUGUCACUUCUAUUUUAUAUUACAGAAACCAUUCUUCGAUAGCAGUGAAGAGCCAAUUCACUUUUAUAUCUGAUACUAGAAAAACUGUAUUUACUUUGUGCAAUUUUGUUUCAAUGUUGCGGUAUAAGAAAAAAAAAAGAAAAUCUGAUAAACUGAAAUACUUUUAUUUGUGCAAUCACCCUAACAAAUAAAAAACAAUUUAUACAUAAUUUAUUUACAUUUAUUAAUAUACUUUAAUCAUAUCAAUAAAUACGAAAAUGCCAAGGCUUUUGUUCUAGAUGCUAAAUUUUUAUCUCUUAUUUAGUAAUGUUAAGUUAGAUUUUCUUUCUACACUUAUUCAAUAUUUAUUAUUGAUAAUACAUUUUUACCAUACACGAAGUUCCUGUAGAUUUGUAGUAGUUUUUCAUCCUUGUAACAUACAUGUUGGAAAAUAAGUCGUAACAUUGAAACAACAAGCUGCCUUUGGAACUAGGCAUAACAAUACCAAAAGUUUUUAUAAUAUUAUAGACAAAAGUAUUUAAAUUUAAUAACAACUAUUACUAGUGCAGAUUAUAUUGAUUAGAUAUUAAUUGUUGCAUUGUUUUGUAAAAUCAUGGCCAUUGAAAACGUGAUGUAAUAUAUAAACAUGUAUAGGUAAGAUCAUGUUGUAUUCUACAUUUUUGUUCAUGAAAGAACAUACCCAACAUAAAUUAAGUUCUAUAUCAUCUAAGAAGAACGUAUAUUACACAUUAGAUGAUUAUAGACAUAUAUGUAUAUGACUUUACUGCUGUGUAUCCUAUAAUGUAAUUUGUAAAUAUGUCGUGAUUGUGUCAUUUUUCUUUAUUUAAGUUCAGUGUAAAAAAAGUAAAUUGAGUCCAUUACCAUUUUAAACAUGACAUAAAGAACCAAUGGAAAAACAGUUCAAAUAUAGCACACAUAUCAUUUCAUUAUGUUUCCCACAUUACUUAAAUUUGCACUGACCCUUGUUUACAAUUCUUACAUAUUAUUUUAUUAAUAGAACUAUAAAGCACAGAUUGAUUGAUUAAUAAUUAGGAAAAUAACUGCAUAAUGAUCAAAAAUUUUUUAUUGAAUUAAGAAACACUUUUAUAAAUAGAUCUAUUGGAAGUACAUUUUAUUCAAUACAGUUCAACUUUUUGUGAACAACAAGCUUGAUAAAGAUGCACUUUCAUGUAUAAAUACUAAAAUGAAAAUUAAAACAUUUUUAUUUACAUUUCA
Molecule: messenger RNA, 5755 nt
Organism: Vespa velutina
Lineage: Eukaryota; Metazoa; Arthropoda; Insecta; Hymenoptera; Vespidae
Gene: ewg
Product: DNA-binding protein P3A2
Exons: 8
Coding region: 1540-3192 (550 amino acids)
Biological process (GO): regulation of transcription by RNA polymerase II
Cellular component (GO): nucleus
Molecular function (GO): DNA-binding transcription factor activity, RNA polymerase II-specific; RNA polymerase II cis-regulatory region sequence-specific DNA binding
Source: RefSeq, a predicted model, not a curated record